Molecule: messenger RNA, 1021 nt
Organism: Aspergillus wentii DTO 134E9
Lineage: Eukaryota; Fungi; Ascomycota; Eurotiomycetes; Eurotiales; Aspergillaceae
Product: nicotinamidase
Exons: 3
Coding region: 323-1021 (232 amino acids)
Source: RefSeq, a predicted model, not a curated record
GUGGAUACAAAAAGAAGAAAUUAUGCUGGCUGUCAACGUGCUUCAGUGUGAUGCAGAGUAGUUUGGCAGUAUUUAUCUUAAAUCCAUCUCCCAUAGAAGAUAAAAUUGUAUGUACAGCAGCUACCAGCGGUGAUCACGUGGUGCUCUUAUCAGUAUUGCGUAGACAUGAACGACAUAAGUGAUUACACCACGGCAAAGACCUGACCACCGAGAUUAACGGAGUCAUUAUGUACCCGCAGUUCACUUCUUCUAUUAAGAGACACACCAAUACCACAGAUAGAUAGACAACCCUUUUCGGACAGCUAUCUUCCAGUAUAUCAAGAUGAGUGCUCUUAUUGUGGUUGACAUGCAAGAGGAUUUCUGUCCACCGGACGGUUCUCUCGCAGUCGAAGGAGGCCGCUCAAUCGCACCGGUAAUCAAUUCUCUUCUUGGUCUCCCUGGUUUCGUGGUUCGUAUUGCAACCCAGGAUUACCAUCCGUUGGACCACAUUUCCUUCGCCAGCAAUUAUCCCGAGCCCAACAACAAACCCUAUGAAUCCUUCAUCGAAAUGACCAACCCGGCCCCGGGAAAGCAGUCUGAGACGAAGCGACAGUUGCUAUGGCCUGUGCACUGCGUGGCGGGGUGCAAGGGCGCCUCUAUCAUAUCCGAAAUCGAUACUGACAAGAUCGACGUGUAUGUGAAGAAGGGCAUGGAUGCUCGAGUGGAAAUGUACUCUGUGUUUGGAGAUCCGUUUGGCAAUCUCGAUCCUGCUGUCACUUUCCAGUCAGUGGAUGUGGAUAUCAAAUCAGUUCUCGAGGAAAGCAAAAUCACCGAUGUCUUUAUUGUUGGCCUGGCUGGUGAUUACUGCGUCAAAGCCACCGCCAUUGAUGCGGCCAAGGCUGGAUAUCGGACUUUUGUCGUUGAGGAGGGAACUCGGUGCGUCAUACCAGGAAAAGGAUGGGAAGAGACCAAACGAGAGUUGAGCGAGGCAGGCGUGUCUGUCGUUGGGGCAGAUGGACCGGAGAUCUUAUCUCUUCCCUAA